Messenger RNA from Dromiciops gliroides (monito del monte), 10651 nucleotides. It is a transcript of the gene NSD3, whose product is annotated as nuclear receptor binding SET domain protein 3. The coding region runs from base 580 to 4893 and encodes 1437 amino acids. The transcript has 24 exons. The record is from RefSeq and is a predicted model, not a curated record. NCBI's taxonomy places the organism in Eukaryota, Metazoa, Chordata, Mammalia, Microbiotheria, Microbiotheriidae. Gene Ontology annotation, biological process: regulation of DNA-templated transcription. Gene Ontology annotation, molecular function: histone H3K36 methyltransferase activity. Gene Ontology annotation, cellular component: nucleus; chromatin.
GCGUUGCCCGAGAGAGGUGGGGGGGGCUUUGUGCGCGGCGGCGGCGGCGGCGGGAGCGAGCUAGCGAGCGAGCGAGCGACGACGACGACGACGGCGAAGGCGAAGAAGACGACCAGGACGGGGGGGGUAGAAGAAGACCGCGGUGGGAGAGCGAGAAAGCGAGCGAGCAAGUCCCCUCGACCCUCUGCAGCCGCCGCCAGCCCAGCCGCUCGCCCCAGGCUCUUCUUCGGCAGCAGCGGCUGCGCAGCCACCCCACCCCCCCUCUUUCCUCCCCCUCCCUUCCCCCUCCCCUCCCGCAGCUCCUCUGCCCCUCCCCCACUCCCGUCCGGGCCGCGGCCCCACGGUUCGGGCCGCGAUGGCAGCGGCACCCGGCGCGGAGGAAAUUUAGGCCGGGGAUUCAUGCGGCCUGGUCUGACUCCGACUCCUCCCCCCUCGGCCUCGGCUGUGCCCCGCGCUCCGGCCCCCCUCUGGGCCCCCGUGUCUCUCCUGUGAUCGCACUGACACGGCCGGGGGGUUAGAAUGGAACAGACUGAAGGCCCUAUGAGAGAAAGGGAAAGUUAAGGAUGCUGGAGCAGAACAAUGGAUUUCUCUUUCUCUUUCAUGCAAGGGAUCAUGGGAAACACAAUUCAGCAACCACCUCAACUCAUUGACUCAGCCAACAUCCGUCAGGAGGAUGCCUUUGAUAAUAGCAGUGAUAUUGUUGAAGAUGGUGGCCAGACACCAUAUGAAACCAGCCUGCAGCAAACUUUUCAGUACCCACCUACCACAGAGGAGCUUCCUCCGAUUACAAAUGGCUAUCCACCCUCAAUCAGCAUGUAUGAACCUCAAGCCAAAUACCAGACAUAUAGUCAGUAUCCCAAUGGGUCAGCCAAUGGUUUUGGUGCAGUUAGAAACUUUAGCCCCACUGACUAUUACCAUACUGAAAUUUCAAACACAAGACCACAUGAAGUUCUGGAAAAACCUUCCCCUCAACAGCCACCACCUCCUCCUUCGGUACCACAAACUGUGAUUCCAAAGAAGACUGGCUCACCAGAAAUUAAAUUAAAAAUAACCAAAACUAUCCAGAAUGGCAGGGAAUUGUUUGAGUCCUCCCUCUGUGGAGACCUUUUAAAUGAAGUACAGGCAAGUGAGUACGCAAAAUCAAAACAUGAAGGCAGAAAAGAAAAGAGGAAAAAAAGUAACAAGCAUGACUCUUCUAGAUCAGAAGAGCGCAAGUCGCACAAAAUUCCCAAAUUAGAACCAGAGGAGCAAAAUAGACCAAAUGAGAGGGUUAACAUUCUAUCUGAAAAACCAAGAGAAGAUACUAUGGUAUUAGAAGAAACACCGGUUCAACAGUACCUACCUUCCCUUCCAGCAGAAGUGAGCACUGGUGUGAAGUUCCAAGUUGGUGACCUUGUCUGGUCUAAAGUAGGAACCUAUCCUUGGUGGCCUUGUAUGGUUUCAAGUGAUCCCCAACUUGAGGUUCAUACCAAAAUUAAUACAAGAGGGGCCCGGGAGUACCAUGUCCAAUUUUUCAGCAACCAGCCUGAGCGAGCAUGGGUCCAUGAAAAGCGGGUACGAGAGUACAAAGGACACAAACAGUAUGAACAGUUACUAGCCGAAGCUACUAAACAAGCCAGCAAUCACUCUGAGAAACAAAAGAUUCGGAAACCCCGACCUCAGCGGGAGAGGGCCCAGUGGGAUAUUGGCAUUGCCCAUGCAGAAAAAGCAUUGAAAAUGACCCGAGAAGAAAGAAUAGAACAAUAUACUUUCAUCUAUGUUGACAAACAGCCUGAGGAAGUGUUAUCCCAAGCAAAAAAGAGUGCUGCCUCCAAAACAGAAGUGAAAAAGAACCGGAGACCUAAAGCAGUGCUGAACACUCAGCCAGAACAGAGCAAUGCAGGGGAGGCAGCCUCCUCACUGUCAAGUACUGAGAUACGGAGACACAGCCAGAGGCGGCAUACAAGUGUGGAAGAGGAAGAGCCACCCCCUGUUAAAAUAGCAUGGAAAACAGCAGCAGCAAGGAAAUCUUUACCGGCUUCUAUUACAAUGCACAAAGGCAGCCUGGAUCUGCAGAAGUGCAACAUGUCUCCAGUUGUAAAAAUUGAACAAGUAUUUGCUCUUCAGAAUGCUGCGGGAGAUGGGAAAUUCAUUGAUCAGUUUGUUUAUUCGACAAAGGGAGUUGGUAACAAAACGGAAAUAAGUGUCAGGGGACAAGACAAACUUAUCAUUUCUACACCAAACCAGAGAAAUGAAAAAACAACUCAGAAUGUAUCAUCUCCUGAAACAACAUCUGGGUCCACAGGUUCCGUAGAAAAGAAGCAGCAGAGAAGAUCAAUUAGAACUCGUUCUGAAUCUGAGAAAUCCACUGAGGUUGUGCCAAAGAAGAAGAUCAAAAAGGAGCAGGUUGAAACAGUUCCACAGACUACAAUGAAGACAGGAUUACAGAAAGGUGCCAGCGAGAUUUCAGAUUCCUGUAAACCUCUAAAGAAAAGGAGUCGCGCCUCAACUGAUGUAGAAAUGACUAGUUCAGCGUACAGAGACACAUCUGACUCCGAUUCUAGAGGACUUAAUGAUUUGCAAGUAAGCUUUGGAAAGCAAUUAGAUAGUCCUUCAGCUGCAGCUGAUGCUGAUGCCUCUGAUGUGCAGUCAGUAGAUUCGAGUAUAUCAAGAAGAGGAACUGGAACCAAUAAGAAAGACACUGUGUGUCAGAUCUGUGAAAACUAUGGUGACUCUCUGGUUGUUUGUGAGGGGGAAUGCUGUAAACACUUUCAUCUCGAUUGCCUGGGGCUGUCAUCUCUCCCUGAGGGAAGGUUCCUCUGCACCGAAUGUAAAACUGGGCAUCAUACUUGUUUCUCUUGUAAGGUUCCUGGUAAAGAUGUGAAGCGUUGUUCUGUUACUACCUGUGGUAAAUUUUACCAUGAGACUUGUGUUCGCAAAUUUGCUACUGCUGUCUUUGAGUCUAGAGGAUUCCGCUGUCCUCAGCACUGCUGCUCUACUUGUUCCAUGGAGAAAGAUAUCCACAAAGCAAGCAAAGCAGGUCGCAUGAUGAGAUGUUUAAGAUGUCCAAUUGCCUAUCAUUCAGGAGAUGGCUGCAUAGCUGCAGGAAGUCUAUUUGUGUCCUCCUACGUUCUCAUCUGUAGUAACCAUUCCAAGAGGAGCAGUCAUUCUUCCUCCACUGUAAAUGUAGGCUUUUGUUUCGUUUGUGCAAGAGGGCUGAUAGUUCAGGAUCAUUCAGACCCCAUGUUCAGUUCAUAUGCCUAUAAGUCCCACUAUCUACUGAAUGAAUCAAAUCGUGCUGAGUUGAAAUUACCUAUGAUUCCUUCUUCGUCAGCUUCCAAAAAGAAAUGUGAGAAAGGUGGAAAACUGUUGUGCUGUGAAUCGUGCCCAGCUUCCUUCCACCCAGAAUGCCUCAGCAUAGAGAUGCCAGAGGGCUGCUGGAACUGUAAUGAUUGUAAAGCUGGCAAGAAACUCCAUUACAAGCAGAUUGUGUGGGUCAAGUUGGGAAACUACAGGUGGUGGCCAGCAGAGAUCUGCAAUCCCAGGUCCGUGCCUCUUAACAUCCAAGGCCUUAAACAUGACUUGGGGGACUUUCCUGUGUUCUUCUUUGGUUCUCAUGACUACUAUUGGGUGCACCAGGGCAGAGUGUUCCCAUAUGUUGAAGGAGACAAAAGCUUUGCUGAGGGGCAAACUAGUAUUAACAAGACCUUCAAAAAAGCACUUGAGGAAGCUGCAAAACGUUUCCAGGAGCUGAAAGCACAAAGAGAAAGUAAAGAAGCCUUGGAACUGGAAAGAAAUUCAAGAAAACCCCCACCCUACAAACACAUUAAAGCCAACAAAGUGAUAGGAAAGGUUCAGAUCCAAGUGGCUGACCUAUCUGAGAUCCCUCGCUGUAAUUGCAAGCCUGCUGAUGAAAACCCCUGUGGCCUGGAAUCAGAGUGCUUGAACCGCAUGUUGCAAUAUGAGUGUCACCCCCAAGUAUGCCCAGCUGGUGACCGGUGCCAGAACCAGUGCUUCACCAAAAGGCUCUAUCCUGAUGCAGAAGUCAUCAAGACAGAGAGACGAGGCUGGGGCCUGAGGACCAAGAGGAGCAUCAAGAAGGGUGAAUUCGUAAAUGAAUAUGUUGGUGAGUUAAUCGAUGAAGAAGAAUGCAGAUUGCGAAUCAAACGUGCCCAUGAGAACAGCAUAACUAAUUUUUAUAUGUUAACAGUUACCAAGGACCGUAUAAUUGAUGCUGGCCCAAAAGGGAAUUAUUCUCGCUUUAUGAACCAUAGUUGCAAUCCAAACUGUGAAACUCAGAAGUGGACGGUGAAUGGGGAUAUUCGUGUUGGACUUUUUGCUCUUUGUGAUAUUCCUGCAGGGGUAGAGUUAACAUUCAAUUAUAACCUGGAUUGCCUGGGCAAUGGCAGGACUGAGUGUCACUGUGGAGCUGACAACUGCAGCGGCUUUCUAGGAGUUCGGCCAAAGACGGCAUUUGCGUCAGCAAAUGAAGAAAAAGCAAAAAAUGCCAAGUUGAAGCAGAAGAAACGGAAAAUCAAAACAGAACAGAAGCAGAUGCAUGAGGAUUAUUGUUUUCAGUGUGGAGAUGGAGGAGAGCUGGUCAUGUGCGACAAAAAAGACUGUCCAAAAGCAUACCACCUCCUAUGCCUUAACCUGACUCAGCCACCAUAUGGAAAGUGGGAAUGUCCCUGGCAUCAGUGUGACACAUGCAGCAACUCUGCAGUUUCUUUCUGUGAGUUCUGUCCACGUUCAUUUUGUAAAGAUCAUGAGAAAGGGGCUUUGGUGCCCUCUGCACUGGAAGGUCGUCUCUGCUGCUCUAAACAUAACCCCAAAUCUCCUGUGGCACCAGAGUACUGGAACAAGAUAAGAUGCAAAUUGGAAUCACAAGAUCCUGGAGAUGAAGUGAAGGAAUGAAUUUACGGUGUUUUUAUUUUUUAUUUUAAUUCUUUUUUGAAAAGAAAGAAAAAGGUAAAAAGUAAAUAGGUGAUGAGAUGAUAAAGAAGACACUGUCAUAAUGUACUUAGUCUAUCACUUGAGCUGGCUUUGUAACUAGAAUGGAGGAGUUAUGUGAUAUGGGCAGCCAGAGGUAGACAGUGGUGCCUGCAUUUUGAUUGGUUUAUGAUAGGGGUUGGGGAGUAGGGUGGGGGGAUUAAAUUCUGUGUAUGUUUUCCUUGCCCUUAAAUGUGCUUCUGCAGCUGAAAAACAGAUAUACCUUGACCUUUAAAAAAGAAAAUGAGAAAAUACAUUUAUGUCAGUAAAUAGGAAUUUCAAGUUUAAAAUAUGUUCCUGAGUGUAGAAGGCAAAAGUAGUCACCACUCCUUUAUUUUAAUUUUAAGGAAUCUUGAGAAAUAUGACUUAGAUAGUUUAAUCAGUAUGUUUAAAGAAAAAGUUAGGGGUGGGGGGUAGGGAGAGUAGGAACUCCACUUCACUUCUGGAAUACUCCAGAAAAGGGUAUGAUAGUCUUUGCAUACAGUUUUAUAAACAUUAAUUUAGGCUAACUCCUUGUGGCCCUUCAGAAUUCUGUGGUGGUCUUGGAAGUUGGGGUGGGGUUGGUCAAUCUGGCUGUAAACAAAAUGCCUCUUGCUAUUGAGUGGACCUCUCUGGGCUCCAUGAGAGCAUUAUUUAAGUUAUUAAUGGGGAUAGAACACGUCAAAAAAAAUUGCAGGAUGACUACUCACUGGUUUUUAAAUGCUUUUUGUUGAUGCUAACUUUUUACAAAUGACGUGUGUGUGUAUGGGUAUGAAGAAGCAGGAAGAACAGCUAUCCUUACCAUACUGCCACACUGAUGUAGGCCAUUAAAAGGAGAUGAGAUGCAACCAACUCAAAACCUUCUACUGGGGUCAUCAUCCCCAUCAUAUGCAGAUGAUAAGCUUAUCUGGAGAGGAAUGAUGGGCUUUAUCUUUUUCCUUUUCUUUUUAGCCCCUUCCUCACCUUAACAAAACAUUCCUUUUCUUAGCUGACUAGUCCAGCCUUGUUUCUUGGUGGAAAAUACACAGAUAUACUUUGAAUUGUAUUUCAGUAGCUCUUCUUAGUUGUGAUGGAUGAAUUUAAAAGGCUAUAUUUAAACAGUUUUCAUUGAUUGUUAUCUUAGUACUUAACGUUACCCCACUGUUAGGAAACAAAUAGCACUUCUAAUUCCACAGGGUAUGAAACAGUAACAUAAAUGCACUUGUUCUUUACCAAUCUUCUGGGAAAAGCUCCCAGGGGAGUCAGUGUUAACGAAAGGUGUUGGCUGUGAUUUAUAAUUUGCUAGUAUGCCAAGACAUCUAUCUUACUCAUGGAAUUCAUUCAUUUUUAGGCCUCUAGGAAUAUGUAUCCCAAUAUUCUCCAUGAAAAAAAACCCAACAACUAAAUAACACAAGAUAUGGUAAUAUCAUUGUGUUAAGUGUCCUGUGUUCCUUUCUUUGAGUUUUGAUGGAAUAGAAAGAACUGCAGGCACAAGGUAGCAUCCCCUUCCUUCCAAGGACCCACUUAGGAAUACAGAAAAGAAAUUGAAUCCACCUCAGCGUCCCUUCCAUACUUGGGGCAAUUAUAUUAUUGUAUGGAUUCCUUUUUCUACAUCAGUUUAAAGCACUCUUAACUGAAACAAAAUGGAAAGUAAGAAGGAAAAUUCAGUUUUGUGCCUCUAUGCACAUAUAUGGAUGAAUGGACACGUGUGUGUACUGGAUUUUAUCUUUAAAAAAUAGAACACUAUGAUUACCUUAAGCACUUGAACUCCCAAUGUCCCCGAAAGGACUUACUGGGCCUCCUGUAAUUGGUUUUUCUUUUUUUGUUAAAGGAAUUAAUUACUCCAGUAAAACUCAGUUCCCUGCGUUUUACCACAGUGGCAAGAGCUAAAUGGAAAAUGCUAUCUGUGUCACUGGUUGUGGUCACUACUAACAUAAAUGACAGCUUACCAAAACACACUCAAUUUUGCUUCUUAGCAUUUAUGUAUUUUGAUAUCCUUUUAACAUUAUUUAAUGAUGUUUAGGCUUUGUCAUACUUUUAAUUUUGUACAUGUAUAUUUGCUCUUUUUUUAAAAAAAGUAAUAAAUAUGGAAGAUUUAAUUUAGUAUUCCAAACAUAACUCUUCCCUUGCAACAGCAUCCAACAGAAAAUCUGAUGUUUGCUUUGUAUAAUAAUGUGUUUAGCUUUAGUACUACUUAGCAAUAUUCUGUUGAGUUUUACAUGGGAAGCCAGGGUGUACUAAAUACUGCAAAGACCUUAUAUUGAAAGUAUUUGUAUUUGUAUAUGGUUUCUUUGAUAGUAUCUCAUGGCUGGCUUUUUUUUUUCUUUGAGUAGCAAAGCUGUACCAAGAUUUCUUUGUUGGCAUAAUUAAUUGAAAAGCAUAGGCUGUUAUUUUAGACAGCUUAGCACAACAGAAGAGUUGGACCAUAAAUAACAUCUUUUUCCAUUAAGUGUACCUGAAUGUUUGAAAGGGUUCUAAAAAUGGGCUUGAUUUGCCAGUGCUAGUGCCAAGAAGAUGUCUCCUUUUUUCCUGGUCAUACCUUUUUUAAUGCACCUUUAGAAUGUGAGGUUAUGGAAAAGGUGAGAGUGUGUAAGUGUGUACACUUGCAUCCAAACUAUUCAGUACACUGUUUUUGAGUGACUUGAGGGUCACUCUCAAAUUUGUAGUCGGUGGCAUAAAUUUUGUUGUUGUUUUUCCUUUUUACAAAGAAAUGAACAAGGCAAAACCGCUAGGUUCCAGCAUUUCCUCUAUUCUUUUCUGCUUUACCUCAUGUAAUUAUUUUGAAGGAGGAUACAAUUUGUGUUUGUUGGCACAAAGAUCACAUCUUAAUCAGUUGUGGUUGAAGGUGAAAUACUAAGGACCCUUCCCAGGACAAUGUGAAGUAGGAUGCAAUGGAAUAGACUUGGUCCAGUUUCAGGGAGCAGAAGAUCUGGUUGUCAAGGUUGACUUACAGUCAGAGUUGAUUAGUGUGAGGAUAAAUAUUCAUUCUUGGCACUGAUGCCAGUGCAGCUGUGCAAAGCAGAAAAGUGAACUUUGUGGCUCUAUCAAUUCGAGAAGAAUAGAGUUACAGGGGGAGGAGGGUUUUUUUAAAGCAUAUUGUCAAUUUAUCUUGAAUAUACAUAUAAGUUUUUUAAGGAAAUGAUCAGGUUUGAGUUAUAAAGCUGAAUUCCAAGAUCAUUUUUAUGAGGGUUGGUGUGUGUACCUCUUCCCCCAAUCUCUUCACCCUCAUCUUCAUAGAGAAAGAAAUUAUCACAGUGUGCCCAUAAAUACUGACCACAGCUAAAGCUACUCAGGAAUUGGAACAUCAAGCAUUCUAACCACCCCGAGGACUGUGACAGAGUGGUUGAGUGUUCAGUUUUUAGUCCUGGUGGACAGAGUCGUUUCUUGCUCUGUGUUUAGACCACAGUCAAACUUGUUUGCAGAUACCCUGGUCUAUAGUUUGCAUAACAGAAAUUGCUCUCUGUAAAGUAAUAUAAUCUCUAUGCUGCCCAGCAGAGGUUGGUUAUCUUUAAAAAAAAAAAAACCCUUUCUUUGUUGCACUUUUAAAACUAGAGUGUUUCUGCCAUGUAUCAUGUUCUAAUGGGGUACAAAAACAAAAUAAUUCAAAUGGAGUUAAUUCUUACCACUUGAGAAGUGCUUAGCACUUACGUGUUUUCAUUAGGGGUGUUAGCAAAUGAAUAGUAUGAACAGAUUUGCCUCCAGAGUAGGGUCUUGUCCAAUUGAGUUACUUCUCAUUCUGCUGGUAGAUCUAAGGAUCCCCCAGAUACAUAAGAACUGGGGAUAUGAAGAGAUCAGGUGAGAUACUUUCCUUUGUCAUGACCACUCCAAAAAAAGGUCAUUGAUCUUUGUUUUUAAACAGUAACUAAAAUGAAGCUCACUUUGGUUUUCAGGUAACAUAGGAAGUAGACACAUUUUUGCUGUAAAUUGGCUGAUAUUGAAAAGAUUCAAAAUUUGUAUAUACUGAAACUUUGCGAGCAAACUUUAUCUGGGAAGGUAUGGGGUGGGAAGUAAAAUAAGGCAGUGGGGAUGAUGUUUACCACAGGUACGAAGUAGUCACUUUAACAUUGAGACCUCUGCCUCAUUGAAUUCAGGUUUUUUCAUGUAUGUACUUGAAACUCUUCAGAUGCUUAUUUUACAACUUUUUUUAUUUAUAAAGUAGAAAGCAUUGUUUUGUGUACUUCAUUGAGAAUUGGUAGCCAGGUCUCUUACCCUCCUUAACUUUGGGUGAACUUAUGGGUAGUGCAAACGGGAUGUUCAGAGUUGAUGGCUCUGUUUAAUGGAUGCACUUAGGAAGAGACUACUACAUAAGACACCAGCAGCAAUUUAGACUAUUUCCUAUGUUUGUUCUUUAUAUCCAUCAUUGUAUCAAUCCUGUCCAGCUUCCCCUCCCUUUUCCUUUAAUGUUUCUGUGUAACAAAAAUGUUUGCACUUAUAUUACACUCCUAAAAUGCUGGAUGUAGUCAGUUGUGUUUCAGAAACUUCUUUCCGUUUUCUAUCAUAGUCCAUUACAGAGUGACAGACUUGGGUGCUUGUGAUAUGUUUGUGUUUAAAGGAAGGGGAAAAGAAUUUUGCUGAACUUCAGUGGCCUCUAUAACGGAGAUCCUUAAAAAUUAUUCCCAUGUAAACAAAAAUAAGGUAAAAUAAUGUCUUAAUUGCCAAAGCCAUUCAUUCAGUCUUUAAUGUUUUCAUGUGUUUUUUAUUGAAUAAAUCUGUUCAUCAGAGUGGGAGUGCCCACAAUUUCUAAAGCUCCUGCUUGGAAAGACAGACUGUAUUAGGGUCAUUUUGGAGGAUAGCUCAGGUGGCCUAGCAUUGGACCUUUAUAAGGAAUUCUUAAGAGUUUAGAAAUGGACUUGGAUAAUAUUUACUUUCUGUCAUUGAUUUUGAUCGAUAUGUGUAAUUUGUAGUGUUAUAUUCAUAUAAAAAUUAUAUUGCCACUGAUAACCAAGAUGAUAAUGAUUACAACUGGCUAGUGAUGAGAUUUUUUUUGCCUAAGGGUAUAAGCAUAUUUGGGAUUGGUAUGAGAAUUUAAGUCCUUUUGUACCCAUUUUGAAUGAUGUUGCACAAUAAACACAGAUACCUAAAAUCUAGACUCCGUUUUCAUUUCCAUGUGAUCUUCAUCUGUAAUAAUGAUCUUUGUAGAUUUGUUUUCUCUAGAUUUUAUCAGUAACAAACUUUGUAGAUUCUGUGAAAUGUUCUUUUAAUGGAAUCACUUGAGUCUGUAAUAGGAAACCAUCAAUAUUCACUAAAAUCAAUCUCUUAUGAGUUUCUGUGACUUGGAUGGAAGCUUUUAACACUAACAAAUUAGUGUUAAUUUUCCCUGGGGAUGUUCCACUGGGGCAUUACUGUAUUAUGACAUGACUUGAUGUUGCCGCAUUGACUUUGAGAUUUACAAUAUUUUGAGAGUUUUGUUGUUUGGCCUAUGUUCUGUUGCAUAGUGUGAAACAUGUAAAGCUUGGUCAAACUGUAUAUAGAUAGCUUACUGUUGACUAGUGUAUUUAGAAUUGCCUGUAAUAUUUAAUCUUCUUACUGAAUUGAAUGUGUGUGAUGGUAGGAACAUAUAAUUUUUGUACAUUAUAUUUACUGAGAUGUUGCUUUUUUUAUUUUACAAAUACUUUGGAAUUCAGAUGCUUUUUUGCUUCUGUGAGGAUUAAUUUGGAAAGGUUUUUAAUGACAUUCCACUGAUUACAGAUUUUGCUUGAGAUUGAUUUCAAUAAAUUGUUCUGAA